Messenger RNA from Bombina bombina (fire-bellied toad), 2870 nucleotides. It is a transcript of the gene MSH2, whose product is annotated as mutS homolog 2. Gene Ontology annotation, biological process: somatic recombination of immunoglobulin genes involved in immune response; mismatch repair; mitotic recombination. NCBI's taxonomy places the organism in Eukaryota, Metazoa, Chordata, Amphibia, Anura, Bombinatoridae. Gene Ontology annotation, cellular component: MutSalpha complex; nucleus. The record is from RefSeq and is a predicted model, not a curated record. Gene Ontology annotation, molecular function: mismatched DNA binding; ATP binding; ATP-dependent DNA damage sensor activity.
UUCUAGUUGGCGGGAGAUUCCAGCAUGGCUGUACAACCCAAAGAGAAGCUGUCUAUGGACAGCGGGGCCGAAAGCGGUUUCAUCCACUUUUAUAAUUCUAUGCCAGAGAAGCCUGAUACCACUGUUCGGGUAUUUGAUAGGAACGAUUAUUACACCGUGCACGGCAAUGACGCUCUGUUUGCAGCCAAGGAAGUUUUCAAGACCAAUGGCGUCAUCAAGUACUUGGGAUCAGGAAGCAAGAAACUGGAGAGUGUGGUUCUCAGUAAAAUGAACUUUGAAUCUGUGGUGAAGGAUCUUCUUCUCGUUCGUCAAUACCGGGUUGAAGUUUACAAGAACAAAGCUGGAAGUAAAUCCUCAAAGGAUAAUGACUGGCAGUUGGCUUAUAAGGCCUCUCCAGGAAACCUUACACAGUUUGAGGAGAUCUUAUUUGGCAACAAUGAUAUGUCCUCAGCUGUUGGAGUUGUGGGCAUCAAACUGGUCAGCGCUGAAGGACAGAGAUUGGUUGGUGUUGGCUAUGUGGAUUCAACAUUAAGAAAACUAGGAGUGUGUGAGUUCCCAGAUAAUGAUCAGUUUUCCAAUUUGGAAGCAUUGCUUGUUCAGAUUGGUCCUAAGGAAUGCGUUAUGCCUGGAGGGGACACUGCUGGAGACAUUGGGAAAGUCAGACAGAUUGUCCAAAGAGGUGGGAUUCUCAUUACAGACAGAAAAAAAGCAGAGUUCACUACAAAAGACAGCGUACAAGACCUGAACCGUUUGCUUAAGGCAAAAAAAGGAGAGCAAGUUACAAGUGCUGCUUUGCCUGAGAUGGAGAAACAGGUUGCCAUGUCUGCUUUGUCUGCGGUUAUGAAGUAUUUAGAACUGUUAUCUGAUGAGUCUAACUUUGGACAGUUUGAGCUGAAAAGUUUUGACCUGAAUCAAUACAUGAAACUGGAUAAUGCAGCUGUUGGUGCCUUAAAUCUAUUCCAGGGAUCUGCUGAAGAUACCACUGGCACACAGUCUUUGGCUGGGUUAUUAAAUAAGUGCAAAACUCCUCAAGGGCAAAGGUUGAUAAAUCAGUGGAUCAAGCAACCGCUUAUGGACAAAAACAGGAUUGAAGAACGGUUAAACUUGGUGGAAGCGUUUGUAAUGGAUGCAGAACUAAGGCAGUGUCUUCAGGAAGAUCUGCUUCGCCGCUUCCCAGAUCUUAAUCGACUGGCAAAGAAAUUCCAGAGACAAACUGCAAAUCUUCAAGACUGCUACAGACUUUUUCAAGCUAUUAAUCAUCUGCCCAGUGUUGUACAAGCCAUAGAGAAGUACGAAGGUAGAAAAUCAUGAAUUUCUUGUAAAGGCUUCUUUUGAUCCAAACCUAACAGAGUUGAGAGAAAAAAUGGAUGAACUUGAAAAAAAUAUGCAGUCUACUCUGAACAGUGCAGCCAGAGAGCUUGGAUUGGAUGCUGGAAAAAGCAUAAAACUGGAAUCAAACUCCCAGCUUGGGCACUAUUUUCGAGUUACUUGCAAGGAAGAAAAAUCUCUGAGAAACAACAAGAAAUUUACCACAAUUGAUAUACAGAAAAAUGGAGUGCGAUUUACAAACAGUAAGUUGAGUGCCUUUAAUGAAGAGUAUAUGAGAGCGCGAGAAGAAUAUGAGGAGGCUCAGAAUGCCAUUGUAAAAGAAAUCAUUAGCAUCUCUUCUGGUUACGUGGAUCCGAUUCUAACACUGAAUGAUGUCAUUGCUCAGCUGGAUGCGGCUGUCAGUUUUGCUUAUGUUUCUAAUGGAGCACCGGUGCCUUAUGUACGCCCAGUAAUCCUGGAGAAAGGGCAUGGAAGAAUUGUGUUAAAAUCUGCCAGACACCCAUGUAUUGAAGUUCAAGAUGAAGUCGCAUUUAUUCCCAAUGAUAUCAUUUUUGAAAAAGACAAGCAGAUGUUUCAUAUAAUCACUGGUCCAAACAUGGGUGGAAAAUCCACAUACAUACGCCAGACUGGUGUGAUUGUUCUUAUGGCUCAGAUCGGUUGCUUUGUGCCAUGUGACUCUGCAGAGGUGAGCAUAGUAGACUGUAUCCUCGCCAGAGUUGGAGCUGGAGACAGUCAGCUGAAAGGAGUGUCCACUUUUAUGGCUGAAAUGUUAGAGACUGCUUCAAUCCUAAGGUCUGCUACUGCAAACUCUUUAAUUAUCAUUGAUGAAUUGGGAAGAGGCACAUCCACCUAUGAUGGUUUUGGGCUAGCAUGGGCAAUAUCAGAAUACAUUUCCACAAAAAUCCAGGCAUUCUGUUUGUUUGCUACUCAUUUUCAUGAACUUACUGCUCUAGCGGACCAAGUUCCAACAGUCAACAACUUGCACGUCACUGCUCUCACAACAGACAAAACUCUAACCAUGCUUUACCGCAUAAAGAAAGGGGUCUGUGAUCAAAGUUUUGGCAUACACGUGGCAGAGCUUGCCAACUUUCCUAAGCAUGUAAUUGAAAAUGCCAAAGAGAAGGCUUUGGAAUUGGAAGAAUUCCAAUAUACUGGAACCUUUGAUGACUCUGCAGAUGAGCCAGCUAUCAAGAGACGUUGCAAGGAAAAGGAGGAAGGGGAAAAGAUCAUCCAGGAUUUUCUUUCCAGGGUUAAAGCCCUGCUUCUGAACGAAACCUCUGAAGAAGAAAUGGAAUCCAAACUGAAACGGUUUAAAGCUGAUGUCCUCGCUAAGAAUAAUGGUUUUGUCAAUGAAGUUAUUUCCCGAACAAAGACAUCAUCCUGAAAUUCAGCUGAAAAUCAGCCUGUCUGAAGAAAUGGUCUAUAAUUUCACUUGUUCAAUCAGCUGUUUGUAUUGUUGUAGAGAGUUUGCAAGAAAAGAUAAAGCUAUUUGCAACUGUACAGUAGAAUGGAAUAAAAGUAGUUUUUUUCUAUUUGUUUAA